Durusdinium trenchii is the source of this 1641-nucleotide messenger RNA. NCBI's taxonomy places the organism in Eukaryota, Dinophyceae, Suessiales, Symbiodiniaceae. The record is from the annotation of a GenBank genome assembly.
AUGCCAUCACCGAGCCGUGAGCGCAUUCUCUCAGAUGAGGAAGAGCUGAAUACCAUCAGAAUCUUAGUCGCAGGAGAUGCUGCUGUUGGCAAGACACGGGUGUGCGAGCUUCUUUGCAACGGCCGUGGUGCUUCAGAACUUUUGUUGCCCCUUCCAGGCACUGACACGCAGCAGGAUUGGACAUGUGGGUGCAAGUUGUCCAUACUCAGAGAGAUGGUGGAUGCAGAUUUCAGGCCUUUGGAAGUGGAGGUCGAGUUGUGGGAAGUUGGGGGUACAAAGACCUACUCCUGUGCACGGCCCGUUUUCUACGACGCCUUAGAUGCUGUGUUGCUUGUGUACGACAUGUCCAACAUGAAGUCCUACCACGGGCUUGUGGCAUGGCUUUUCGAGCUUUGCUCUUUGGUGAGGCCUCCCUCCCUGAAGUACUGGGAUGCAGGCGGAGGAAGUGGUGGCCAGCCUGACAUGGACCUGGAGCUUGGUGACUCAAGGUCAAGUGAACAGGGAAUUCUGGGUGGCAGAUGCCCCGUCCUCUUUGUGGCAAACAAGUGUGACUUGCAGGACCAGCAGCAACGGGAGAACUUUGCGAGGAACAAACCGAGGCCAAUCCCACCCGAGAGACCUCCUCUCGUGGACAGACUCUUGGGGGGCGGCACCGGCGACGCCUUUCUGCAACCAUAUCGAAGGUCGACCGCGGAGCAGCAGCUCCUAGAAAAGCUUUGCCUGCUGCAGGCACAAUGGGACAUUGGUGAUAGCAUUGGUGCACUUCUAAGUACAGUACGGAUUCUAGCUUUGCAGCAAGAGCUUGCCAUGGCAGCCAUGGGAGUUGCUGCUGCUGUUGCAGCUGGUGGGGCCAUUGGGAUCAUCGCCUAUCAGACGUCGUGCAUGCUGGGCAGGACGCGCCGCCAUGUCACGUUGGUGGGCGAUAUGCUCAUGCAUGGGUCAGUGGCAGGACAAGCAGAAGGCUCCAUAUUUCUGAGAGGAGCCGAAGUAUGCAAACAUGGCAAAGAGCUGCAUGUGAUCAAAGACGCAGAGCUGGCCAUCGCCAUCUACUUUGACGACGAAGAAGAGGCGGAUUUCUGGGCGAAGGGGCUGUCCUCUGCAGUCAAAGUCUCUGACAGUUUGCCCAAGCUUUUCAGUAUGCAUGCUCGCGAAAUGAGCAAAAGAAGCGAAGAGGCGAAUGCAAGUGCUGCAAACGCCAUCUCCAAGUUGCUGAGCUUGAAGCGGAGGGAGCUGACCGAGGUGGAGCGAAAAGCCCAUAACUACGAGUUGGUGGCAGACCAAAAGCAACAAGAGGUGCAGGAACUUCAGGAGCGCUUGGCAGCACAGGCAGCCUUAGCGUCACAAAAAGAGGAAGAAAUGGAGCGCCUCCGGCAAGAGGUUGAGGCCGAGAAGAAUAAGGUUGAUCGAAUGGAGCUGGACACAACAGCUGCAUCUGCACCUGCUGACGAAUCUUCAAGAGCUGAAAACGAUGAAAAGGAGAAGUGUCAUAGGUACCACCAGAGGGCUCACUUUGAGAAAAGCCAAAAGAUGGAGGAGGUGCAAAAGCGCUUGCUGGCGAUGCAAAAGCUCCUGGAGCAAAGUGAAGCUCCAGGUGUAAGAAAGCCGAGGCGGAGCACCCCGGCCUCUUUUCCUUCCCAGUGA